UAUACAGACACCCCGACUUACAGAUGUUAUCCUUUUGAAGCCCCCAAGAUGGCGAUGCUGGCGGAGCCCCGCAGAAAACAGAAGUGGUCAGUAGAUCCCCGAAACAGUUCUUGGAGUAAAGAUGAUUCAAAGUUUGGGCAAAAAAUGCUAGAAAAAAUGGGAUGGACAAAAGGAAAGGGCCUGGGAGUUAAUGAGCAAGGAGGAACUGAACACGUUAAAGUCCAAGUGAAGAACAACACGUUAGGACUGGGGACUUCUAAUAAUUAUGAGGACAACUGGAUUGCACAUCAAGAUGACUUCAACCAACUUCUUGCAGACUUGAACAGCUGUCACAGCCAAAAUGAAACUGAAGAUUCUCCAAAAACAGAAAGUUUCAGCCUAGAGCAAAAAUCAAAGUCUUCACGGAAGAGAGUCCAUUAUAUGAAAUUCACAAAAGGAAAGGAUUUGUCUAACCGCAGUGAGACUGACCUGGAUUGUAUCUUUGGAAAGAGAAAGAAGAAGAAUAAUGAGCAGAAUGCUGAGAGCAGCGGUUCAGAGUCCCAAAGCAGAGAAGACAACGUGAAAGGGACGACCAGCAGCGUGAACAGCUGUUCUGAUUCCGAAGAGACCCCCAACACGGUAACCAGCACACUGACGGUACAAGAGUACUUCGCACAGCAGAUGAGUCGCCUCAAGAAGACCAGAAGGGAGGAACCGCCAGACGCCACAAGUUGCAACCCCACCACUCACCCACCUCCCUCAACCCCUGAAGAAGGUCCAAGUAAACCAAGAAAGAAGAAGAAGAAACAAAGCAAAGAAGAAGUGGAGGAGCAGAAAUAUGAGAGUGGAGUGUUGGAAACAGACCUGCAGACCGAAGAAAAUGGCGUGUGCAUCCGCAAGAAGAGUCGAAAAUCAAAACGUCGAGCUUCCGACGGCGAACACAACGAUGGCGCGGCGGAGGGGCAGAAUGAGGGAGGUGGUAGCUGCCAUAACACAAUGCAGGAGACGCUAAGAGAGACCAAGAAGAAGAAGAAGUUGAAAAAAGACAAGAAGAAGAAGGAGGAGGAAGUCUUAGCAUUUUAUCUUCAGGAUCGGAAAGGGAAAAAACUGCAGCCUGACGGUGACGGAAAAGAACGGUGACGAUGGCCUUAAGCAGUUUGGUAAAACUUUUUAACAAGGUGCUCUUCAGAGAGAUUUGUGUAACUCACGAUCUGCCACAACAUGAAUUUAACAUUUUUUUUUUUUUAAUAGAAUUACGGUUUGUCCACUGGAGGGCGCCAUACGCUAUGAGCUAACCCAGACCUUUGCCUUUCCUUAUUGUACCUUAAUGGCCUUGUACGUUUUUUGUUUUUCUUCAUCCGAUGCUCGUAAUUUUCCCUUUUAAGAGAUUUCAGAUGAUAGGAAUGAAAUUCUAAUCGCCCAACGCUUACGACAUCCCCAACAUGUCCGUGCUCGCGGAAAUUCUUUGAAAAUCCCCAAUAAAGUGAUAUCUGGAAAUGC
Molecule: messenger RNA, 1479 nt
Organism: Polypterus senegalus (gray bichir)
Lineage: Eukaryota; Metazoa; Chordata; Cladistia; Polypteriformes; Polypteridae
Gene: pinx1
Product: PIN2 (TERF1) interacting telomerase inhibitor 1
Exons: 7
Coding region: 49-1119 (356 amino acids)
Biological process (GO): regulation of ribosome biogenesis
Cellular component (GO): nucleolus
Molecular function (GO): nucleic acid binding; telomerase inhibitor activity
Source: RefSeq, a predicted model, not a curated record